Numida meleagris (helmeted guineafowl) is the source of this 7815-nucleotide messenger RNA. RefSeq names its product protein phosphatase 1 regulatory subunit 12A (gene PPP1R12A). The coding region runs from base 168 to 3305 and encodes 1045 amino acids. Gene Ontology annotation, biological process: signal transduction. Gene Ontology annotation, molecular function: phosphatase regulator activity; enzyme inhibitor activity; protein kinase binding. The transcript is spliced from 25 exons. Lineage: Eukaryota; Metazoa; Chordata; Aves; Galliformes; Numididae. Gene Ontology annotation, cellular component: cytoplasm; Z disc; A band. The record is from RefSeq and is a predicted model, not a curated record.
CUAAAGAGCCGCCGCCGCCCCGCCCCUCGGCCGCCUCCCGCCCUGCGCUUCCAUCUGGGUGGGUGCGUGAGCGAGGACGAGCGCGGGCCGCGGUGCUCUGUGGGAUACGGCGGUAUAUAGUCUAUCCUCGGCGCGGCGAUAGCGAGGGGGCUAGGCGGGAGUGGGGCAUGAAGAUGGCGGACGCCAAGCAGAAGCGGAACGAGCAGCUGAAGCGCUGGAUCGGCUCCGAGACCGACCUGGAGCCGCCCGUGGUCAAGCGCAAAAAGACCAAGGUGAAGUUCGACGACGGCGCCGUCUUCCUGGCCGCCUGCUCCAGCGGGGACACGGAGGAGGUGCUGCGGCUGCUGGAGCGCGGCGCCGACAUCAACUACGCCAAUGUGGACGGGCUCACCGCGCUCCACCAGGCUUGUAUAGAUGAUAACGUAGAUAUGGUGAAAUUUCUGGUGGAAAAUGGAGCAAAUAUUAAUCAACCAGAUAAUGAAGGCUGGAUACCUCUACAUGCAGCUGCUUCCUGUGGAUAUCUUGAUAUAGCAGAGUAUUUAAUUAGUCAAGGAGCACAUGUAGGAGCUGUAAAUAGUGAAGGAGACACUCCAUUAGAUAUUGCUGAAGAAGAGGCAAUGGAAGAGCUGCUUCAGAAUGAAGUAAAUAGACAAGGGGUUGAUAUAGAGGCAGCUCGAAAAGAAGAAGAGCGAAUAAUGCUUAGAGAUGCACGACAGUGGCUCAACAGCGGCCAUAUAAAUGACGUCAGGCACGCGAAAUCUGGUGGUACAGCACUUCAUGUUGCUGCCGCUAAGGGCUAUACAGAAGUCUUAAAGCUUUUAAUACAGGCUCGCUAUGAUGUAAAUAUUAAAGAUUAUGAUGGCUGGACACCACUUCAUGCUGCUGCUCACUGGGGUAAAGAAGAAGCAUGUCGCAUUUUAGUGGAAAACCUUUGUGAUAUGGAGGCUGUCAACAAAGUGGGGCAGACAGCAUUUGAUGUGGCAGAUGAGGAUAUUCUAGGAUAUUUAGAAGAAUUACAAAAGAAGCAAAAUCUGCUUCAUAGUGAAAAACGCGAAAAGAAAUCUCCCCUAAUUGAAUCCACAGCCAACUUGGAUAAUAACCAGACGCAGAAAACAUUCAAAAAUAAAGAAACAUUGAUUAUGGAGCAAGAAAAGAAUGCGUCUAGUAUAGAGUCUCUGGAGCAGGAGAAAGCAGAUGAAGAGGAAGAGGGAAAGAAGGAUGAAUCCAGUUGUUCUAGUGAAGAAGAAGAAGAUGAUGACUCAGAAUCUGAAGCAGAGACGGAUAAGACCAAAACCUUGGCUAAUGCAAAUACCACAAGUACACAAUCAGCAUCAAUGACCGCACCUUCAGUAGCUGGUGGUCAAGGGACACCCACAUCACCUGUUAAGAAGUUUCCAACAUCUACAACCAAGGUUUCUCCCAAAGAAGAAGAGAGGAAAGAUGAAUCUCCUGCUUCGUGGAGGUUAGGUCUUCGAAAAACUGGUAGUUACGGUGCACUUGCAGAGAUUACUGCUUCUAAAGAAGCUCAGAAAGAAAAGGACUCUGCAGGUGUUAUACGUUCUGCUUCAAGUCCUAGACUUUCCUCUUCAUUGGACAACAAAGAAAAGGAGAAAGAUGGAAAAGGAACUAGACUUGCCUAUGUUGCACCUACAAUACCAAGACGACUGGCCAGUACCUCUGACAUUGAUGAAAAAGAAAACAGGGAUACGUCUGCUAGCUCAAUACGUAGUGGCAGUUCCUAUGCAAGGAGAAAAUGGGAGGAAGAUGUCAAGAAAAACAGUUUGAAUGAAGGUCCUACAUCCUUAAACACAAGUUAUCAGAGAAGUGGCUCCUUUGGUAGAAGACAAGAUGAUUUGGUUAGUUCUAAUGUUCCAAGUACUGCAUCAACCGUUACCUCUUCUGCUGGUCUUCAGAAAACACUGCCUGCCAGCGCAAACACUACUACAAAGAGUACAACGGGUUCAACUUCAGCAGGUGUACAAAGCAGUACCUCAAAUCGUUUGUGGGCUGAGGAUAGUACUGAGAAAGAAAAGGACAGUGUUCCUACAGCAGUGACGGUUCCUGUUGCACCAUCUGUUGUAAAUGCUGCGGCCACUACCACAGCCAUGACUACAGCUACUUCUGGCACUGUGUCCUCAACAUCAGAGGUCAGGGAGAGACGGAGAUCAUACCUCACUCCAGUACGGGAUGAAGAGUCAGAGUCCCAAAGAAAAGCCAGAUCAAGGCAAGCAAGACAGUCCAGAAGAUCUACGCAGGGUGUAACACUGACAGAUCUUCAAGAAGCUGAAAAAACUAUAGGAAGAAGUCGUUCCACACGAACCAGAGAACAAGAAAAUGAAGAAAAAGAAAAGGAAGAGAAGGAAAAGCAAGACAAAGAAAAACAAGAAGAAAAGAAAGAAUCUGAAACUAAAGAUGAUGAUUAUAGACAAAGAUAUUCCCGAACUGUUGAAGAGCCAUAUCAUCGCUAUAGACCAACUUCAACUUCGACUUCUUCAUCAUCCACCUCUUCGCUCUCCACCUCCACUAGCUCUCUUUCAAGUUCAAGUCAGCUAAACAGACCAAACAGCCUUAUAGGUAUAACUUCUGCCUAUUCUCGGAGUGGAACAAAGGAAAGUGAGAGAGAAGGGGGCAAAAAAGAGGAAGAAAAAGAGGAAGAUAAGUCACAGCCCAAAUCUAUACGGGAAAGGCGGCGACCAAGAGAAAAACGACGAUCUACAGGAGUUUCAUUUUGGACUCAAGAUAGUGAUGAAAAUGAACAAGAACACCAAUCUGAUUCAGAAGAAGGAACAAAUAAGAAAGAAACUCAGAGCGAUAGCCUUUCAAGAUAUGACACAGGAUCUCUCGGCGUGUCUUCGGGUGAUCGUUAUGAUUCAGCGCAGGGGCGAUCUGGGUCACAGAGUUACCUUGAAGAUCGGAAACCUUACUGCAGUAGACUAGAAAAAGAAGAUAGCACUGAUUUUAAGAAGCUUUAUGAACAGAUUCUAGCAGAAAACGAAAAGCUGAAAGCACAGUUACAUGAUACCAACAUGGAACUUACAGAUCUUAAACUACAGCUGGAGAAGACCACUCAGAGACAAGAAAGAUUUGCUGACAGAUCACUCCUGGAAAUGGAGAAAAGGGAAAGAAGAGCUCUAGAAAGAAGGAUAUCUGAAAUGGAAGAGGAACUGAAAAACCUGCAACAAAUAAAGCAGAUUCAAUCUUUGAGACACAUAAAUGAGCGACUGGUGACUGAGAAUAGGGCCUUGACCCGUGUGGUUGCCAAGCUGUCAGGGUCCCGUAGGCAACUGCGGUCUGUGGACUUGUAAUUUCUUCCUUCUCCUUUGUGUAGCCAGGCAGGUGCUGACAAUAAGUUUGUGCUUGGGUAGAAUUGUACUAUUAACACUUGUGUGUUGGAAGCUGACUUACUGCUUGGUUAUGGAAGUGUGGCUAAAGCAUGGUGUCUGGUGUAGCAAAUGGAGAUGCUGCAGAUAUAUUGGUACGGUGUGGUAUUGUUGAUACUAGCACUGAAGCUUGUCAUUUUUCCCUUGAAGCUAAGUUGGCAAGGGUUAACAAGAUCUUUGACACCUUAACACCCUGGCAACAAUUUGAAAAGAUUUGUGUGGAGUUUGCAUUAGCAUACAUUGAAGUCACUGUUUAGAUGUUUGAGUAAAUGCUUAAAUCAACAGAUCUAUCUCUAGAUAUCUAACAAAAUGAAAUUAAGAAUGGGUCUUUCUUACUGCAGUAUAAUUAAAAUGCGUAGAACUAAUACAAAUCUAGUUGCAACUAAAGAAAGUUUGAGAGGUGAUUGCAGUACCAUGCAUUUCUGAACAGCUGCAUUAGCAACUGUAUUUCUUUCAUUUGUCUGAUUUUGUGUUCAGAGAGUGUCAAAGUCUUGCUUUAAAAAUAUAUCAGACUUUGAAGUCAGUUAAUCUUUUCCAUGCUAACUUCCUGUGUGGUUCUGGACAAUCCUUAUUUUUAUCUAGACUAAGCUUAGAAUAUGCAAUUUUAGCACUAAUUUGAAGGUUACUGAUAUAUAUUGCUAUAUAUGCAGGUGUUCCAGUUACGGACAACAGUCCUAUCAUGCAAGGACUAAACAAACAGAGACACAAAGAUACCCUGCCCAGAGCGUCAGAUUGGUUUAUACUCCCUGUCCAGUCCCCUUCUGUUAAAGAUAUGAACUGUUUUAAUUGCCAUCUUGGAAAAAAUGAUCAGUUUGUUGUCCAUAGUGUCACUGUAUGGCUGUUUGGAAAGCCCACUGGAGGAUCAAAGCUUCUAUGUGGAACAGAAUAUGGUUUCACUCCAUGCCAAAUCUGUUAGCCUUUCUUCCUCCUCUUACAUAACAACUGUAUGAGGUGGAGGUUUCAGUGAGUUUUUAAGAUCUGUAGAUGAAGAUAAAAUAAUUUUCCUUCUGCACAGUGAUUCUUGCUAACGUGCUUCUCCUCGCCUGCCCCCUUUCCCUCUCAGAAGCAAAGAGAUGAGUGCACGCUUUUUCUUCCCACUCAAGGAGUCAGAGCUCAGGUUUUCCCAGUAAGAGGCAUGAAAUAAAUAGCAAGUUUAUCCUUCGGCUUUAUGUCUUCCUGAAGUUGACCUAACAAUAGGAUGUGGAUAGAAAGGUUGAUCCUGGUCUGUGCCCUGCAUUCCUGAACAUUCCCUUGUGUUAACCCUUAGUGAGUCAGUCAGCUCUCUGAGCUGGCUGAAAAGAAAUCCCGUUAUUGGUUGUACGACUUGAUCCAUCUCACUGCAGCGUGGUUGUGUAACUAAAGCUAGCACUCAGCAGCAGGAGCAUGUUGAUGCAAGAGGGGGAACUGUCCCUUCAGGGCAGCCUGUCUUAGAUCAGCUUCAGCUAACAACAUGGGUUUUCAACACUGCCAAGCUAAUCUAGUGACAGCUGUCCACAGCCACAUGUCCACACCAUGUUUUUUUUGCAAGUGCUGGCAUUCCUUUAACCAUGCUAAGGCUUUUCAGUAUGUUAAACCACAGAAAACCAUUCAGUAUUCCCUUCUUUAGAGGAAGUUUUCAAAGGCAGAUCAUGGUGAAGCUCAAGGAGCAGGACUUGCAAAGAAAAGCAAUGGCUACACAGCAGGGACGCUGGACAUUUUGAUGGUAGCUUGACCGUAGCGGUGUGGCUGAUUAAUCUGAACAGUUGUCUUGACAGUGCAUGAGCUUUCUCUAAUCUCAAUGUACAAAGCUGUUUUAUACAUGCAAACAACUAAAUCCUCCAGCAAACACAGACAUUAUUAUUACUGAGCUGGUUCCAGCAACUGGUUAUUGAAAAAUUAUUUGGUCUGCUACAGAACUGCAGAGUUACCAGCUAGUCAUAUAAUACAGAUAGGCAAAUUUAAAGUACUAAAUGGAGAUUGUAAUUGCAAAUUGUAGUGGGUUUAAUGCAAAGUUUUUUUCUGCUUCUGCACGUGAAAGGCAUGUGAUGCCAUCUCUUAAGAAGUUUGAGUACCACAGGAAUGCACUGCUCCAAGAAAAUUGCAUAAAUGUCUUUGUCUGGGCUUAAUAUGUAGUUUUAUGUGUCAGGAUUAGUAUAGAUGGGAAGCGUAAGUAUUUUAUGUUACUAGAUCUUAUCCUUUCUGAUAAGUCUCCCAUUACUUACAACUCCUUUUGUUUUCUACCAGUCUUCCUCUAUUCUUUAGCACACUUAUAACAAAAGAGAAAAUAUUUUCUUAAUAUGUAUUCUACCUACUGCUUUAAUCAGGAUUUAAAUUUAUCCACAGAGAUUUGCACAGUGCUUUUUUUUGUUGUUGUUAAAAUGAUUCAUCAGAAAAUACAGCAGUUUCCGGGUCUGCCUGAAUAACAUAUUACUGACUGACUGCUCCCUAGUCACUAAGUUGAAGGAGGACUGUGAAAUAACUGGAGUUGCUGUGCUUAGAUGGACUCUCCAGAUUGGUUCUCACCCCUUCUUUUCCCAAUAGACCCUACCCAAUGUCAGAACAAGACACUAACCUGAGGUCACAAAUCCAAGACAUCAGAAGGAAAAAUACAGAAAUCAUUUGAUCCCUAGAUGUGUAUAUUAGAAUUCUCCUGGAUAGUACAGUAGCUUUUGAUUCUUUUCCCCUGCAGGCACUCCAUUUCCUGGAGUAGAUAGCAGCAUUAAUGUAACUGUCCAAACUCACAGAACACAAAAUUAUCUCCUCUUACUCGUAAGAUUUGGGAGUUUUUUUUGUGUAUUUUCUCUAUGCAAGUUUUUUGGAAAGUAAAUUAAUGUCUCUUCAUAGCAGAAACGUGACAUGAAGUAGUGGUAAUAAGCUAUCUUACAGUGUAAAAAUCACAGAUAAUAUUUGAAAAUUGUCAAAUGAUGGCUUGUAUUGCUCAUGUUCAAAUAUGUUGAUGUGGUUUUUGAAAGCAAUCGGUGUUUUACAGCACUUGAUAUUCAGAGCACAGCUUUCACUUGACUGUAAUGGAAGCUGUAGAAUUAAAGCACUCCAACUCCCUGUGAAGAGCUCAGUUUGGGUGGCUUGCCCUGAGCCACACUAUGGAGUAGAGCUGGAAUCCAGACUAGGAGAAUGAUUCUAACUGUGGAGAUUUCCUUUUUUUCCACUUAUGUUACCCUGUUGUCUUUCUUUCACAUACUCUGGUAUUUGCAGGUAAAGAAAGUAGAGAACCAGCAGCCUCAGUCAUCUCUCAUGCACCAGCCUGUUCUCUCUGUGCAAAUUUGCUAUUAGUGAACCGAUUGUGGACAGGAAUCCUUUGGAGGAGUUGUGUAAAUGAAGGCUGUAGUGUAAUAAUUAACUCUGCAUUUUUAAACUUGACAGUUCCUUCUGCUCCAUAAUAGUGUUCUAACGGGGUUUACAAGUAUGAUUUUGUUUGGAUAAAAUGAAAACAAAACUAGUGGCAAGGAAAUUUCAUCAUGAAAAAUUACGUAGCAGUUGUUACACAGGUCAUUGGUUGGACUUGGACCUCUUGUGUUGCUCCUGCACCUUGAGGUUACUGAAUAACCAUGCUGCAGGAAUAGGCUGUGGCCUGUGGAAACCUGCUGCUAGAAGCCAUACACGUAAUACAGACAUGAGUUUUAUAGGUGGUUUGUUAUCAGUGUGUGAACACUGAUACCGAGAAUUUCUGAGAUUACUUCUAGUUUCUCUGAUAAGUUCUGCUCUAGCAGUACAAAGCUCUGUGCACUGGCUUGUCCCCCUCUCCUGUCUGAUCCUGUCCAAACCUCACCUCACCCGGCUCUGCCUUCCAGCUCUUGUGCUUGCGUGUCACCCAUCUCCUGCGGCAACCUUAACUUGCCAUCUCCUAACCAGAAUGCCUGCGUGCGCAGCCUGGUGUUUCGGUGAUCUGAGCUUGCGUGAACUGUGCCAUUCAGGGAUGUGAUCUCAGAGAACAGGAUGUGCGCUUGAACACAAGUUUGGAAGUGAUUGAAAGAUUAAUGCUUUGAGUUAAUAAGCUGGAUCAGGCCGUAUCUGAUCAGGAUGAAAUCAUCCAAGAGAACAGUGGCAGACAGAAUUAGCUACAGCAUGUUAUUUUGAAACUGUGCAAGUGCGGUGUAGACGAGCCUCUUUAAAUUGCCACUGAUGAACGUUUUUUGUUUUGCACUGAAAUCUGAAGCAUUUAAUUGCUUUCCUUAUGCUACUCUAAAUGCUUUUGUGGAGAGGCUGCUCAUCUGCACCACUUCAUUUUAGUGCAUCUAGACCAGGCAACUGAAAGUUCUUAAUCUAUAGCUCCUAACUCUACCCUGCUAAAAGGUGAGAAUUCUGUGAACUGCUGAUGCAAAGGGGGAGAAUAAUGGCCCAAAUAUUUCGGCCGAGUGAAGAUUUUUAUCCCCAGCGCUUGUCUGGUCUUGCUGCUUUUCCUUGGAGUAUAACAGCAAAUAACCAUUGUGUUUCCUUU